AUGGAUGGUGCUGUCAAGACAGUACAGGUAUGAAGAUCUCUUGUCCAGUUUCUUUCAUUCUAGGUACUGGCAUCUUUGUAGGAAGAUGGACAUUGACCAGUAAUCAUGUAGACAAAUUUUCUCACUGUUGUACAAUUGUGUAAAUUUAACAAAUAUUUUUCAUGGAUCACAAUUGACUUGAAGUAUUGUUUUUGAAUAGAUCGAUGAUAGUAAAACAGUUGGUGAUAUUCUUCAGUCUGUGUGUGCCAAAAUGGGUAAGAAUUUAAACCUUAUACUAUGAAGAAUAUAAUGGGGUGAAAAACGACUUAACGUUGACAAUCAGAUAGUAAAGAAUACAAGUACAAUUCACUGUACAAAUUCAGUGAUUUACUAGGAAGUACAAAGGAGUUAUAUGCCAAAUUUCAUGUUGUUGUGUUACUGUAGGUCAGAGCAAGAGUAUAGUGUAUGCGUUGUUGUGUAUCUAAUAUUUUUUCUUUCACUGAUACUGAAAUUCUCUUGAUUUAGGUGUUGGCAACUCAGAGGAAUUUUCCUUGGUAAUUUACGAGGAAAUGAUGGAGGAAGGCGAGGAGAUGAAGACAGCAACUCUGAACAGAGGAACAUUGAAAAAAGUGAGGACAAAAUCGCUCCUUUGGUGUUGCUACAGAGAGUGAUCAGAAUUGUAGUUUCUGAAAUGGCAAAUAUAAUUGAUUACAGCUCCAACUGGCAAACCGAUCUGCUUUUGCAUGUUUUUAAUGUUUUCAAAGUAAUUAAUCCAAACCUAUCACCUACGUCUUCCGGUUAUGUAUCGAAUCAGAGGCAACAUAAGUAAAGUGACCUGCUGGUGGUUAACCUUAUUUGAAAACGUUAAAAAUGUGCAAAGAAAGCCUCGGUUUGCCUGUUGAAGUUGUAUAUUGUUUACUGAAAUCAUGCCACAGCUAGGAUUUGACAUUUAAAAGCUCUCUUGUUGGUGCUCCAAUAGUGGUUGGUAUUGAUGGUGAUUUUAAAAUGUAAAUAUCAGGGCUCGAAACUUGCGGUAUCCCGAUAUCCACGGGAUAUCAGAUUUUAAUUUUGGAUACUGGGUAUCAUAAGCUCCGUAUCCCAACUGGAUACUAGGAAAACUUAGAAAUUGCGAUAGUAGAUAAUCAUCUAGAUGUUUGGCAUGUUUCCGAACUUCAAUGUCUAUGGAUUUUGGCAGAAUAUUUUUAAAAAAAUUUCACAAACGGUGCUUUCUUUCGUAUCGCCGCAGUGUGUUAUUUUCAAUUUUUUCGAAUUUCAAUACAUAUUUUUAUUAUUGAAACUAAAGGCCUGGUUUUUGCUCAGCAACUGAAGGCCUGGUUGCAAGGUAAAAUUUUGCCUUGCUUAGAUACUGAAAAUAGAAUAUCUAGUAUCCAAAUCUGGGCUACUAUAUUUCAAGGAUGGAUACUAGAUUCUAUGAUGCUGGUAUAUACUGACAAAAAUUUCAAGUUUCGAGCCCUGAAAUAUGAUGGUGAUUUUUGUAGGAUAAAACUGGCACAGGACAUCAUUCAGUCAAGGAUGUUUCCAUGAAAAAAAUUGAAGAACGAGAUAGAAAAAAGAUGGAUGAAAUGAAGAAAAAACUUCAUACUGAUGACGAAGGUAACAUUUCAAAAACCCCGACUUCUCUAGAAUCUUUUGUACUGUGUAUCUUAUGGCACUGCUCAGCGCUCAAGAACACGUACGAAACGUGCUCAUCAUUGAAUAUUCCGCAUGGGAUAUGAAUGCAUUCUAAUGUGUGUUCUGUUUCCAGUUUAUCUGGAAUGCAUUCUGGUGAAUCAGAAUCACUUACAGCUCAACAAGUUGAGUUUCAAUUCUUCGGAAUUUUCUGAUGCAAUAACAUACUUCAUUUUAGACCAAAUUGGGGAAGAUUUCUCAUGUUUUCUCUAAACACAUUCGGAUAUCUUAGGGGCGCAAAUCGAGCACAUUUUUUAAGGUGUUUUGAACGUAAUGUGGAACACGAAUACAGUGUUAUAUCAGUACUGUAGCUUAGCUUUGUGUUAUCUUAUUGCAGUUCAAUGGCUCGACCUGGACAAAACGUUACGUGAACAAGGCAUUGAUGACACUCAUUCGCUGCUUUUGAAAAGAAAAUUCUUUUUCUCUGAUAAAAACGUUGACAUCAAGGACCCAGUACAACUUAAUCUUCUCUAUGUGCAGGUAAUUGAUUGGUUACCAAAAUUCAAUCAGUCUAGAUUUGUUUCUCAAAACUUGAGUUUCAAGGUGGAAAUUGGGUUUGUCUUGCACUACCCUGUAUAUAUUUCAUUGAUUGAUUGUUUCGCUUUGCAUCACAAUUAUGGCCCUUUUUCACCUGGUAUUGCACAAGUAGAAAGUACUGUACAUUAUUACAUUUUUAUUUGAAUGUAGUGUAGUGAUGGAAUUAUCAAAGGAAGUCAUCCUUGUACUCAAGAGGAAGCAGCACAGGUAUUAAUGAACAUGAAAUAAUUGAUUAUAAAUACAAUUCAUAAAUUUUCUUCCACUGUAUCUGAUAUGUUUGUUUGUAUCUUGUACUUAAUAUGCAUACCUUUUUUCCCAGCUUGGAGCCUUGCAAAUCCAACUGCAAUUCGGUGAUUUUGCAGAACAGUUUUAUAAAUCAGGAAAAAUUGAGUAAGUGUAGAAAAAUUAUCACACAAAAGUUUGCUUUCACUGUUUCUUUUGCAGUACUGUAAAUAAUUGUACAACUUGUUUUCUUAGGAUUAAAGAAAUGUUGCCAAAAGAAUAUGGAAAGUCAAAAGGCAUUGACAAGAAAAUUAAAGAAGUAUGUUUCCAUAUAGAUUUCUUCUUUCAAAUAUUUCUAUAAACUAUUACAGUAUUACUGUGAAUAUUACAUAAACUAUUAUGUACAGUACAUAUUAGAUAAACUAUUAUUACUGUGCAUUAGGAGCAUAAGAAAUGUCACGGAUUGGACGAACUUCAAGCAAAGUUUAGAUAUGUGCAACUGUGUCGCAGUUUGAAAACCUAUGGUGUCACAUUCUUCUUGGUUAAGGUAGGGGAAUUCUUUACAGUCGGUACUGUACAAUACCUUGUUGUCUGCUGUUUUAAUUUCGACAAAAUCUUUGUCUUUGGUAUAAACAGGAAAAAAUGAAAGGGAAGAACAAAUUAGUUCCACGUUUACUUGGCAUCACCAAAGAGAGUGUACUUAGACUGGAUGAAAAAACGAAAGAGGUGCAGUUGUCUUAUAUUUUGAACCUUGUCUUCUUUGCCGAGAUAAGUAGUUUAAGGCUGCAUGGUUUAAUUAUAAUUACACUAUCAAAGUUUUUGUGAUCACAGCAGGAAUUUUGCAUGGAUAAAUUCUUCGUUUUGAAGAAUUUGUAAGCAGGGUUCGUACGCCCCCUGGAAAUCCUGGAAAACCCUGAAUUUUUAUUUUAGUCCUGGAAAACCCUUGAAAACCCUGGAAUUCUAAAUUUAUCCCUGGAAAACCCUGGAAAACUGAGAAACUGAGCUGGGUAUAGGAUCAUACCUAAACUAUUUAAGACUAUCUUUUAAAAAAAGAAAGAUUGAACGAAAGAUUCUUGCAUUAUAUAUAGUCAAACUAUGAAUGUAUUUCGUUCAAACUGGUACAAACCCAAAAGUAUCUGUGCAAGAUGAAGUACUAGCCGUCGCAAACGUUUCUUAUCCGUUAAACACUUAUAGAUUUAUAUUUCAAAUGCCCCUGGAAAACCCCUGGAAAAAGGAUGAAAAAAGUCCUGGAAAACCCUGGAUUAUUUAAAUUAUGAAGGUGUACGAACCCUGUCUAAGAAACGUUGAGGGAAUUACUGACUCGUGUGUUAACACUGACUCAGUUCUCUCGAACACAUUUCUUAGAAAUCCUUGAAAACUUAGAAUUUACCUAUUCAAAAUUCCUACUGUUAUCAAAGAAAUUUGAUAGUGUAAACCAUCCUUUAGCAUUGUUGCUGAAUUGCGCAUUUUGCCGCGUCGUUUAGACUCUAAAGACUUGGCCUCUUACCACAGUACGAAGAUGGGCGGCUUCACCAAACAGUUUUACAUUGGUAAGUAACGGAGUGACUUUUGAUAUGAUUCGUCUGGAAAUAAAAACAGAAAGGUACCUAGAGCAUAGAGUUUUAGCUAGAUCCCAUAGUUGGUAUGAAGUGUCACUUGCUCACCAGCGCAUAGUUCAUCGGUAUAAGUUUAAAUUUACAUUACAUUGUAUGGUAUUAUUGCUUUUAGGAUUUCGGUGAUUACACGGAAUCGUAUUACUCCGUCCAAACUGUUGAAGGCGAGAAAAUAUCUCAGUUGAUUGCUGGUUAUAUUGACAUCAUCCUCAAGAUAGUGAGUCUCACUCUAGGCGUGUUUUACUAAAUAUCAAGAUUCAGGGCCGUAGCGAGCGGGGGGGGUGUGGGGGUGUAACACCCCCCUGAUGAUUGCUCAUAUGAGCAAUUUCAGGUAAAUUCAGGUAGAUUUGCAGAAGAAAUUCAGGGUAAAUCAACGCAAUUUCAGGUAAUUCCUAGGACCAGAGAAAGUUAAUUUACAAAAAUAACUGUCAAUUUGGGAAAAAAAUAAGGUAUAUUUACAAAAAUUUUAGAAAAUCCAAGAAAUUUUCAGAAUUUUAGAAAAAUUUCUUUGAUAAACGGAGAAAAUUUGUGAUAUCCAAAAAGUUUUUUAUGUCGCGAAAAAUUUGGAUAUGUCCGGAAAAAUAUUUUUACCUCUAAAAUGGUACACUGACCGAAAAUGUUUUGGCGACGGGGGGGAGGUCACCAAAAAAAAAUUUUCCGAAAAAAUUUUUUCAGGUAAAAUUCGAAAAUUUGAUACUUUCAGGUAGAUUUAACCAAACCCCCCCGAAGCGAGUUCCUCGCGACGGCACUGUCAAGAUUUUUGUGGCAUCACACUCGAAUGAGUAAUAUUUGAUGGGUAUUGCAUGUAGAUGGAAAUUGUCGAGUUUUACUAAGCACUAUCGUACAGCAGAUGUUGAUCAACCUGCAGUUCUCAAAGUGAGAAAAUAAUGUUCAUUCUUUUCAUUAUAUGUAAUAGUCUUGUAUUUGAUGGCAAAUAAACAGAAACGAGAGAUGUAGUUUAAUUUUUCUUCCUCUGACAAAAUUUCAUCACUAUUCGUUGCCCUUUAAAGCUUGCUGAAACUCGUAAAUACCCUACACGUUUGUCGUCGUGAAAUGUAAGGCAUGUGCUGUCUUCUAUUGUAUCGUGGUUGCUCACUACCGUACAUACUAAUGAUAUUCUAUAGAAACGUGGAAAUGAAGGAUUCGAUAUGGACGCGGACGAGGAAUCGACUAUGUUAGAGGAUUCAGUUACUCCUUCAAAGUUAGUAUGCUACCAUUAGGGAGCUUAAGCAAACAACGUUUUUCUCAACACGCCAAACACAUUUAUUUAUGUUGCAAUAUUUCACAUUAAGGGGUACAAUCCUUGAACGUCAGACUAACAAGAUAGGCCAUGCCGAGCCCGGAUCAGUUGCCUUGCCAGGAAUUAUGCGAGCUGGUGGACCUGGUGCAACGCAGUUUGAUGUUGGUCAAAUGCAGGCAGCACAGUAUGGAACAGUUUCCGGUCAAGCAAAAUCUGGACAUCAAGCUCCAAUGGUAAUGAGUACUUCACUGAGGACAGUUUAGAACUGAUAGAGCUAUCCAGUAUAAAUAAAGUUAGUACAGUUUAGGUUUCUUCCUGUUGCAAUACUGUAUGGAUGAACAAGAGAUUGCUGGACCACUACUGAGAACAGUUUAGAACUCAUAUAGCUAUCUAGUAUAAUAAAAUUAGUUCAGGUUUCUUCCUGUAGUAACACUGGAUCAAUAAGGGAUGGCCCUUACUUGACCUCUAGGAAAAACAGUUAAGAACUGAUAUAAGUAAAUAGUAUAAAGAAAGUUUAGUUCAGAGUAGCUUUCCUUCUGUAGUAACAUCCCCUAAGAAUAAUAGUUUAGGUUACGACACCUAUAGUAUCCAGAUUGCCUCUCUGAAACAUUCACUAAUGGAUACGUUUGUCUGUCUAGACUGGUGGUACUCAGCCUAAGAUCCACAAGCCUGGCAAUGCCCAGCAAGCAUUCUUUGGACGUGUAAGCCAGGGCUUGACAUCGGUGAGAUCUGCGCGUGACGAAAUGGAGAAAUCCGCUGACCUUCCUCCCUUAGGAGAAGAUCCGGUGAGUGCAGUAAAACCACAAUAAUGAGUUUGAGAAGGAUCGUUAAGACCCGUUUACACUUGCAAUUUUUGCUUGCGAUUUCUAGCGCGAUUUUCUCCUUCUGAUGUAUGUGAAUGAGUGGAUGAAUUAUGAAUGUCCGGAGUACAUGUACUCGCAUCUUGACAUUCAUAACUUAUCCACUCGUUCACAUCUAUCAGAAGAAGAAAGUCACACUAGAAAUCGUAGCAAAAAUUGCAAAUGUAAACCGGCCUUUGAAGAAUAUUUGCUCUUCUGCUUGCUGUAUCUGUAUUCCUCCAUCAAUUUUCAGCAAUCACUCAAGUGGAAACAGAACAACUUGGAUGCAAACAGACAAAAUGUUGCCAACCGUCUCGCGGCUCUUUCUGCGUCCACAGCAUCUAUUGUGACGUUGACAACAGGUACGUCCAUUCACCACACGCUCGACUAUUUAGUUUUGCAAGUACUUCAUGUUACGUGCUUCCCACCUAGUUGAACCAGACGAAUCCAGUUACAACAAAGCGAGUGCAGCUGUUGACACAAUGUAAGUUGCCAGUUGGAAUUGUUUAUCUGAAUUGCAUUUUUUCAUACUGGAUAGCUCUAUCAGUUCUAAACUGUUCUCCCUAAAGGUUUGGUAAGGAGUGUAUUGAUCCAGUGUUACUGCAUGAGGACACUAGAGUUGCUCUAACCACUGUGCCACCAUUACACUCGGGUCACCAUGACAACCACGCCCUGUAUGUUAAUGUCGUCACUUCUUUCUGUAGUUCAUCCAAUCUUGAAGAACUAACUAAAGGUAUUCAAAUGAUCGCGGCUUUGAUGGAUGAAGAAGACGAUGGGAAUAAACUACAAGACGCUGCGAAGAACCUGGCCGACGCUUUCGCAAAUUUACUCAAGCUGCGCAUGGCAGUCCUGGCGCUCCUGAUAAUGUAAGCAUAGGAGAGUUGUUAGAGUUGAAUCAACAUCUGUGCUAAAUAAAUUGCCUUGAUUUUGGUCUUAACUACAUUGAAUUGCAAAUCUAAUUGCCUCCGGUGGAAAUUUUGUCCUUGGCUUCCUUGUCCAUAUAUUUAUCUGGCCAUGUAAUUUCCUGUUUGGUGAAAUUCUGUGUUGAUUUGCUCCAUCCGUACGUGAAUUUGUUGUAUUGAUUUGGCUCGCAUAAAGAGUUAUGAACGUUUCGCUACUAUUUGUGAACGUUCCACUGCUGUUUACGGCUAAUAGAGAGGAUUUUAAAAGGUACAGUUAGUCUUAGCAAAGCUUUUCAAUUUCUAUAUUGAUAUCUGUCUGCUUAUACGAAAACAAACCAGGAAACUUCGUGAAUCAGAAAGCGUAUUAAGAGAAUCUAAUUUUGAAGCUGAAGUUUUCAUUUAGCCGAUGGCGAUACGUGAAUUUGUUGUAUUUAUUUGGCUGGCAUAAAGAAUUGUGUAGGUUUCACUGCUUUUUACGGCCAAUAGAGAGAAGUUUAAAAGAUCCAGUUAGGCGUAACAGAGUUAUAUUUCUAUAUUGUAAUAUUGAUAUCAGUCUGCUUAUACAAAAGCCAAACCAGGAACCUCCUGACAUCAGAAAGCACGUCAAACAGUAUUUCAUUUUGAAGUUUUCAUUCUUUAGCAAAACCGUCAAAAGCUACUAGAAGCUGUUGGUGAUGUUGGAACUGCUGGAGCGAACGUAUUGAACUCGAUGGGCGGCGAACAAGAAGUCGACUCAGGAAUACAGGUAUUGAGAGACACAAUGUUAUCACUGCAGUUUUCUUGGACGCCAGACAAAUAAUUUGCAUUCGUUCGUAUGGUAAAGGCAAAGUUUUCUACGUGUACAGUACUGUACUAUACUAUAAACCUAAUAUACAAUAUUCGUACAGUGGUUUAAAUUCCCUUCGUUAUUUUCUCUUCUUAACUAGGAAAUGCUGUUAGCUCUUGCCCAGGCUGUGGCCAACGCCACCGCCGCUCUGGUAUUGAAGGCCAAGGCCAUUGCCAGUAAGUGUGGUGACGUUUCCCUACAAAGUCAGGUGAUUGGCUCAGCUAAAGAUACUGCCAUGACAACGUCACAACUGGUGGCGUGUACAAAAGUCUUAGCGCCUUCCAUCAACAGUCAACUGUGCAAAGAUCAAGUCGUUGAAGCUGCCAAGUUGGUAUCCAAGGCUGUGGAAGGCACUGAAGGCGCUUGCAAGGUAAAAGACCUGAAUUUACUUAUACACACCAUAAUCGUAAUUUACAUAUUAUUAAAGAUGAUGUCCACUCUGUGCACAUGCGCAAACUUUGUUUACAUUUUGAACUACUAUAUUUGUAAAAUAUGAUAUACUAACUGAAUAUCUAACACUUUUCUGGUUCGCUAUGCUUGUAAAUGAAUAUGAACUGUACGUUUCAAUUCAAAAAAAGUUCGAAAGAUAUCAUCUUUAACUUACAGUGGUCUCGUCAUAGAGAUUAUAAAUAACACUAGAGGAGGCAUCGAGUUUAAAAAUUGGGAACGCCGCUACUGGGGGGGGAAUUCAAGUCCCGGAUAUAAAAUCGUGCUCUCAUUGGCUGAUUUGAAACUCGUCACCAAUGGGAACACGAAUACACAUCCGGGACUUGAAUUUGCCCCCCAAUAGUCGCGUUCCCUUUUUCUUACUGAAUUAAGAUUACAAUGCCUCCUCUAGUGUUAUUUAUAAUCUCUAUGGUCGUGGUCACCACGCCUUUCAAGCUGGGAGACCCGGGUUCAAUCCUUGGUCGGAAAACCUGGGACCCCUAUCAGUUGGGCAAUAGCCUGUUGGGAAACCUGUUCAGGCCAAAAAAAAAUGUGGGUUUCCGGUUUCUUCUUAUAAAAACGUAGGUAGGGCUGGUCGGUUUUAACUUUUUUUUUAACUUUUUUUUUAUUUUCCUAACAAGCGGACGCCAUUUUGUUUAGUCAGUGCUUCCACAUCCAAAGAUAAAUUUCCCUAAUAUUGCCUCAAAUUUCAAUUUUCCACAAACUUUUUCCUCUAAGUGGAAACACUUACAAGCAUGAUCCAAUAAAAAAGUUUAGGGUCGGGAUUUCGACGUCGAAAAGCUAGGUAGGGUCGGGAAACUGGAAACCCACAUAUUUUUUUUUGGCCUCACCAAUGAGUGAGCGACUCGAGAAACUAAGUUAUACAACCACAAAUUUGUUAUUAGGAUGCCUCGUCUGAUCCGAACUUAUUGAACGAUUUGGCCAAUGCUGCGAAAGGUGUCCGUGAUGCGCUAAACAACUUACUAAAUAAAGUACAAGAGGGAGCGCCGAAUGAUCGUAACGUGGGCCCAUAUGAUGACGCGUGUGAUGAUAUUCUGAAUGCCACUGACCGCAUGUUUAACAGCAUGGGCAACGCUGGUGAAAUGGUGAAACAAGCUAAAGUAUUGGCUCAGGUAGGUUACAGUUGAUAUGUACUAUUUACAACACGAGCUGCCGUGUUGUAUCGGAUAUACACGGAUUAAACGAAUCUCUCUAUUUUGAAUAAUUUUUCAUGUACUUCCUACUCGUCUAGGCGAUGUCUUUUCUUGUAAACGGUAUCAAAGCUCAAGCGGAAGGCGAGGAGGACGCUGACUUACAGAAACGACUUUUGGCUGCGGCCAAGAACCUUGCUGACGCCACUGCAAAGAUGGUCGAAGCCGCAAAGGUUAGCUUUAAAAAUUACCGUAGAAUCUACUAAGUGCUGUAUGAAGCCUCCAAGGUCCAUUUCUUAAUUUUCGUUCCUGCCUGUGGGGAGAUGUUAAUUUUGGAAUUAUUAGCUUUGAUAAUUUCCGGUGUCUUUCUGAGAAUGGGUUUCCAAAAUAAUAUGCUCCAUACAUACCCAGUCUAGCCAAUACGAUGCAGAGUAUCACUAACGUGGUUAUGUUGUAUUACGUGGAAUAUCUAGGGUGCUGCAAGGAAUCCUAAUGAUGCGAAGGAACAACAAAGGUUACGCGAAGCAGCCUCUGAUAUUCGUUUGGCCACAGAUGCUGCCGCAAACAACGCGCUGAAGAAGAAAUUGAUCAAACGUUUGGAGGUAAGUGACCUUUUACUUCUGCCUUCUCUCUUUUCGUACUUUGACAAAAUUUGAGUCCAUUUAUUCUUCUAGUUCAUUUUUUGUUAAUUUUCCCCUUGAUUACAUUCUUACCGUUACUUGAUUCCCAGAAACGUGUGGGUUUAAUCAACUUGCCUUCUUCUUCCUUCUGUAUUUUUCUUCCAUUCUUUACCGUACAUCCCUCCUUUCUUUAAUUUCUCUUCCUCUUUCCUUCGUGUAUACCUUCUUCUCUUCCAUUCUGUUCAUUUUUACCAAAACUUCUUCCCGCAUCAGGACGCUGCCAAGCAAGCUUCAGCGAUGACAACUCAACUGUUAACAGCAGCCGACCAUACAUCGGCCGCAAAUCGGAACCCCUCGUCACAACAGCUUCUUCAAGACCAACUCAAGGUGAACACACUUUACAAUGACAUUGUGGUGGUAAUUCAUUAUUCUGGAAACAGUCUUAACAUUGCUUCCUUCUUGUUUAGCCUGUUCAAGAACAUGUAGAAAAACUCAACCAAACAAUUCAAGAUAGUAUGAAUAAUCCAAAUAACCCAACCACACAAUUGAACUUGAUUAACACCUCCAAAGACUUUAUACCGGUACGUAUGCUUACCCACCAAAUGAUAGAAAAGCUGUUUACGGUCCAUCUUACUCGAAUAAAUGCAUGUGAAGAUGUCACAUGUCAGAUUUCGCCAUAAACUGAUGAACAGGAAUAGUGGCAAUCCAGCAGUCGUUUUCAUACGCCAGAAUGACACUCGACUAUAGUCGUAUCGUGUAAAUGGGCCUUUAUGUGUCUAGCCCUACGUUGACAGCAUUCAAACAUUGUAGUAAACCAUGUCACGAGCAUGCUAUCCGUGAUUUUCUAGCCUGGUACAAAACUCGUAGCCGCAGCGAAAGCAUCUUUACCCACGAUGGGAGAUCCUGUUGCUAGCACGCAACUUGGUGGCUUCGCUAAAGGAACUGCAGCCUCUCUCGCUGAACUCCGAGAUGCAGCGAACAAGGUAAAUAUAUCAUGGAUAACGCUUUGAUGAACGAGGGGGGCAACUGUACGUUGGCUGGGUCCAUCAGAGAGUGGAGUGGAGUAGAGUAGAGGCCAUCAUACAACCUGCGUCUGAUCAAUUAUAGUUUCUUGUCUUGUUUUUGUAUGUUAUAUAAAAUUUGAAUGUGUGUAAUAUUUUUUAGGCAGCAGAAGCAUGCGGUUCAAUCGAGAUUGACAGUGCAUUGGAAGGCGUGAAAUCUCUUGCUGAAGACUUGGAAGCUCUGGAGAAAUCUGCCGACGAAGGAAAACUGCUCCCACUGCCUGGAGAAUCGGUAAGUUGUGUUCGGGUUUCUCUUCGACUCGUUUCUUUCUUUCUGCAAGGCUACAGGUGUAGCUUAGAAAUGUAUAGAAAAUAUUUAUUCAACUUUAUCUUUUUAGUUGGAAAGCAGUUCAUUGGAUCUUGGUGCGACUUCAAAAACAGUCGGUUCCUCCAUGGCACAAUUAUUGACAGCAGCCGCACAGGUACGCUUCAACAGAUAUGACAAAAUAUAAGAUUUUUAAAGUGUUUUGCUUCCUUGCAAGAGCACUAUGAAGCAAAAUGCCGCCAAAAUUAGUUCUACCAGUUUUUGGGUGGCGUCUGUGUUGACAAAAACGUCGCAUGCCUAAACUCGCUAGUAUUAAACAUGUUUCGCUACUUUUGGUAAAUAAGUGUAAUCCUUGAAGAGGUUACGUUCGUUUACUUAUGUAUAUUGAGGAAUACAUUUUCGUUUUAUGAAUGAAACCGUUUCACGUCCUACAUUUCUUGCCAGGCAAACGAGAACUACACAGGUAUAGCCGCCCGAGACACCGCGAACGCUCUCCGAGUACUUACCGAUGCUGUACGAGGUGUUGCCGCUGCUCUUGAGGACAGAGACGAUCAGAAGAAUAUCAUUAAGGCUGCACAGGACGUCAUGAGAGCUUCUGCACAGUUACUGGAGGAGGCAAAGAAAGCGACCAGUAAUCCCAAUGACCCAAACAACCAGCAGAGAUUGGGAAAGGUAGGGAUACAGAGAGUCAGUUAUGGACUGAGCUUGGAUAUAGAGGGUUCGUUAUGGAUAGAGCUAGGAUAUAUAAUGGGUCAUGUAUGGUCAGUAAUCCCAAUGAUCCAAACAACCAGCAGAGAUUGGGAAAGGUAGGGAUACACAGGGUCAGUUAUGGACUGAGCUUGCAUAUAGUGGGUCAGUUAUGGAUAGAGCUAGAGUACAUAUAUAGUUGGUCAUGUAUGGGUAUAGCUUGGAUUGAGUUAGGGUAUACCCUGGUUACCCAAUUUUUCUCGGUGUUUGUAGGUUGCUAAAGAUGUGUCCCAGUCACUGAAGAACUGCAUCAACUGUCUUCCUGGACAGAAGGAUGUUGACGAAGCCAUUCAACGAGUUUCGAAAGCAAGUGAACUCCUUGCCUCUGAAGAUGUAAGUCAUCAUUAAAACUCAUUUCCAAACUUACGAGUUCAUCUUAGAUAUGUCCUAAAGUUCUUUCCGUGUUCUUCAGUCAGGGUGCGAUAAUUCGCGUACCAACGUACCGGAGGUACGCCAAAUUUAUGGGCUGGUACUUCUUUGUUUUUAGGCAAGUACCACGUAGGUACGCGGAAAUUUGCCAUUCGCGUACUUACAUUUUCCUUCUAGCAAUAACUAGCAAACAUAAGUAUUCAAAACCGUUAGUAACUUUAGCUGUACAUUUAAAUUCCACGCAUCCGACAUACUUUGGGAUGAAAGAAGCCAAAAGAAAAUUUAUCGUCAUUGCCCGCCUGAAAAAAAAAUCUCUCGUGUGAGCGAUUUUAAAAUCGUUAUCGUGAAACGCCGACAAUUUUAUCAUUUUCGUUGUAGUGUGGACACCAACAUAAUUUUUUUAAAAGUUAUCGUUACCGUUGUGUGGGGUGACCUGGGCUUAAUUGCCAAUGCUAUACCAAGGCCAAUAAAAAAAAUACCUGUGGUUCCGGUUUCCCGACCGACCAUAUUUUUUUCUGCCCGUGGACCCCAUUAGGACCCUAAUUUCUCCGGGUGGUUGCGGGCUGCUCGUACAGCGUGCCAAAAUAUCGUCUGUUGUCGUAAUUAUUGAACCAAAUUGCCUAAAUUCGUCUGUAGGAACUACGCAUUUCUAGUUAAUAUUGAUGUUGGGACUCUACUGAAAAUCGCCCAGCAAAAAACUGCCAAAACCAUGGAAAAAAAUAUCUACCUAUACCUAACCUAAUUUUUUCGCGAUAUGAAACCGGAACCACAGGCUUUUUUUAGGCCCAAUGAGGAAAACUACACUGUAUGUAGCUGAGGUUAGACUGUUAGCACCCUUGGUAAAUCCGCUGUAAAUGAGCGAUGGCAUUCGAGUCACAACGUCGACACUUUGAAAACUGUUAUAUUAUGUACUGUUGUAAUAAAAUACCAUUACAUUUUUUGCUUUUGGACCAGUAAACUAUACGUAGGUAUGAAAACGCAUGCCCCGUUUACACUACGCUCAAUGUUUGGUACGGCACGGAUAAAAUUGGUACCCGUAUCACUUUUUUGGUUCUUGGACUACCUAUUUAGGUAGUCCAAGAACCAAAAAGUGGUACGGUACCAAAAAUUGAGCGUAGUGUAAACGGGGCUUUAGGUACGUCUUGACUCUUAUGUUUGUACCAGAUCAGGUACGCGGCAAAACUUGUCGGAGUACCUGUCAGGUACGGCUAAAAAUAUUGAAUUAUCGCACCCUGCUUCAGUUCCCACCGAGUGACGACAGCUACCAGAAAUUACAAGACCAAGUGAACGAAUCUGGUGCGUUGUUGAACUUGGCUGCAAGUGAUCUGGUGCAGGCCUCGCGUGGUUCACCAAAUGAACUUGCCGUGUCCUCUCAGAAAUAUUCCAAAUCGUUCGAGGAUCUCAUGAACCCUGGCAUGCAACUAGCUGGUCAGACUACGGUAAGGAGAGUCUGAAGUGAAUAUAAAUUUAUAUAAUGAACAAUUAUUCACCUUGUUGUAUUUUUUCUAACAUAGUUUUGUAUUUGUUAAGGAUGACGAUACGAAAUCGGCUUUAGUGCGCAGCUUAAAGAACACAUCAACGGCCUCAAGUAAACUUCUCCUCGCAGCCAAGUCCCUCGCUGCUGAUCCAAAUGCUCCCAAUUCCAAGAAUCUCCUGGCUGGAGCUGCGAGGUUGGUGUUGUGUACUAUGAUGUGUUGAUUAUAUCAGUUAUACUAUGUGUUGAUUAUAUCAAUUAUAUUGUCCUGUUUCAGAGCCGUGACAGACAGUAUUAACAACUUAUUGAAUACAGCAAUGACUGCUGCUCCUGGUCAAAAAGAAUGUGAAAGCGCUCUUAGAAAUAUUCAGGUUUGUGGAAACUUGUAGUUGGCUGGAAACUUAAUACGAGAAAUGAUAUGUUUACAUACAAAAGAAGACAUCGAGAUCACUCAUCUUUACUGACUCACAAGAGCUAAACUUUCUAAGUGUUAGUAUUGAAACAUUAAUAUAUUUCCACUUCAGGCUGUAUCUAAUCUCCUGGAGAACCCGGUCGAGCCAGUCAAUGAUUAUUCGUUCUUUGAUUGUCUUGAUUCCGUGAGUGAGAACUCGAAAGCUCUACGAGACGGAAUGACCGACGUCUCUGGAAAUGCCAAGACAGGAGAUAUGUCUGCAUUUGACGAUGCAGUGAAGAGCGUCGCUGAUGCUGUUAUUAAACUCACUGAAGCCGCUUCUCAGGUAUAAACUAAACCAACUUUAUUUCUUGUUCACCUUUCUUUAUUUCUCUCUUGUUCACCUUUCGUUCUCUUUACAGGCCGCUUAUCUGGUUGCUAUUUCGGAUCCAUCAAGCGUAGCUGGUAAACCAGGUUUGGUUGACGCCAAUCAAUUCCAGCGAGCUCGACAUGACAUUCAGAAAGCUUGUGAUGAUCUACUGAACCCAUCCAGUAAUCAACAACAGGUCAGUUUUAAUCUCAACCUACUAUAAUAUCAGAUAUUUUCCCUUCGGUCCAGGUAAAUGAUUGUAAACGCUGAACAAAUUGCAUUCACGAUUGCUAUGAUCUAAAAGUCAAAACGAUUUGGACUUAUUUUUGCUUUUAACUGUAGAUCUUACAAUCGGCGACGGCAGUGGCUAAGCACACCUCAAACCUCUGCAAUGUAUGUAAGGCCGCGUCUGCUAAGACCAACAACCCGGUGGCGAAAAAACAUUUCGUUCAAGCAGCCAAGGAUAUUGCCAACAACACAGCAAACCUGGUCAAAGCCAUCAAGGUAACUACAGUCUGGUUUACAUUAUCAAAGUUUCUGUGACCACAGAAGAGUUUUGCAUGGGUAAAUUCUAAGUUUUAAAGGAUUUGUAAGAAAUCUUUGAGGGAACCGACUUAUUGUUUAACACUGACUGAGUCCCCUCAAACAUUUCUCACAAAUCCUUUAAAACUUGGUAUUUACCUAUGCAAAAUUCCUACUGUGAUCACAGAAAUUUUGAUAGUGUAAGCUGGCCUUAGAGUAACUUUAUAAAGUUCUCCCCAGAGGUCCAGCAACGCCCAACCGUUAUUCAUCCAGUGUUACCACAGGAGGAAACUAGACUACCCUGUGUUUGGUAGAGUAAAAGUGGAAACACUCUUCUCACAUGCGACUGAGGUGAAAUUAUAAUCAGACGACUGCAUAUUGCAGGAAUCGAACCCUGGUCACAGAAGGGAAAGGUGCGUGUACCAAUCACUGGCAUCCUCUCCAACUCGCAGCUAUUUUUUACUUUUCCUUAAUCUCAUCGUGUAGGUCUUGGCUAAAGAACCAAACAGUGACCACCGUAAAGAAUGUGCUAAAUUCAUUGUUCCAUUGAUCGAUAGUGUCGACGAUCUCAAUACGUACGCAUCGUCACCCGAGUUUGCCGCCGUACCCGCCAAGAUCAGCGAAGAG
Messenger RNA from Paramuricea clavata, 15870 nucleotides. NCBI's taxonomy places the organism in Eukaryota, Metazoa, Cnidaria, Anthozoa, Malacalcyonacea, Plexauridae. The record is from the annotation of a GenBank genome assembly.